AUGAGGAAGGCUAAUCCUAAGACAGUUACACAGGUGAACGGGAUAAAAUUCAUUGUGGGUAACAAGUUGAUACAAUUCACAGCCCAACACUUUUGCCUCAUCACGGGCCUAAGGUUCGGAAAGCUCCCUUUCAUUCUGAAGGCGACAAAUGAAAACUGCUCCUUGAAGCGAAAAUACUUCAGUAGCAAUAAACCUCCCACCCUUUUGGACCUACACACUGCCUUCAUUGAGUGCACAGAUGAUGACGAUGCGUUAAAGCUUGGAAUGUUGAAGUUGGCCGAAGACUUAGAAGAGUUUGACAAGUAUCCAUGGGGUGCCGUGUCAUAUGCGAUGACAAAUGCUUCACUUUUGAGGGCAGUUUCUUCUGAUUACCAACGAGUAAAGGUGCCCCAAAACAGAAAAAAGCCCAACAAACGUGGGAAGAAGAGAGCGCAGACAAGAAUGGAAUGCAGUAGAGCCAGAGAGUACAUCAUAAGGGGGUUUGGCUUCGCUCUUCAGAUUUGGGCUUUUGAAGUCUUCCCAACAUUGGAAGCAUUGCAUUUCACGGUCCAGGAAGACAAUAGGCACAUCCCUCGAAUAUUACAUUGGAGGAGCAACACGGUGGCCCGUUUUCGGGAGGUUAUGAGUCAGGUUUAUGAAAACUUUGAGGUUGAUGUGCAACUUCUCUGGCCGACUGAUAUUGAGAAGCAACAACCUUACUGGAGUUGGGGUGAUGAUGAGAACAAUGAAGAAAUUGUUCAAUUGUUUGGGGAUGAGGGCGAAGACAAAACCAGCACUUCUAGUGAAGAAAAAGAGGCGGAUGUUGAGGAAACAACUACCCUUCCCUCCUCUUCUAAGUAUCAAUUAGAAAGCACUAAGGAUGAGUUGGCAAAGCUACGUAGUUCAAAUCGGGGCCUUAGGAACAGAGUUCGUGACUUGGAAGCUAUUGUAGACAAGAACUGUUUGAAGCAUGAGAAGGAGUGUGACAGAAAUAAAAAGGCUAUUCGGGAUUUGACCCUAACAAUUGCUUCAGUGGAACAUUAUUUUAAAUUGGAGAUGGAGGAGUUAAAAAAAUUAUAUGGUGGAGAAGGGCAUGAGGAAGUGUGUACUGCUCAGAUGAAUGAAAGAGGGUAG
This is a messenger RNA of Prunus armeniaca (apricot), 1113 nucleotides long. NCBI's taxonomy places the organism in Eukaryota, Viridiplantae, Streptophyta, Magnoliopsida, Rosales, Rosaceae. The record is from the annotation of a GenBank genome assembly.